Fusarium tjaetaba is the source of this 1590-nucleotide messenger RNA. Its product is annotated as urg3. The record is from RefSeq and is a predicted model, not a curated record. The coding region runs from base 1 to 1590 and encodes 529 amino acids. The transcript has 5 exons. NCBI's taxonomy places the organism in Eukaryota, Fungi, Ascomycota, Sordariomycetes, Hypocreales, Nectriaceae.
AUGGGCCUGUUUUCUCGUAAAGACAAGACGCCAAAGGGCGACCAGGCCAUCAACACCUCCCAAUCCAAUGUGAGCGUAAACUCGCAUUCUUCGAGCUUGAGAUCUCCUGCUCCUGGCGCCAAUCGCAACCCCCUCAAUCGAACUUCAGCUACCAGUACAUCCCCCGGUGGCCCAAUGUCUCCAGUCAAACUCCCAAAGAUCGAUCUGCCUCGACCUCCGGACCCUCAGCUCGAUCCUGCUGGUUACUUGCGAAGUCUUGGUGCUGUGAGAGAGCGAAGCAAGAUUGUCACUGACAAGGCGCUGCGCAAUGAGUUGAAGCAUUUCGAUGUGGAUAUGAGCAAGUUUCCUGAUGUGGUUACUUUUGUUACAGGAAUUAUCAAGCGAGACUAUGAUGCCCCAUUCCUCAGCAUCCCCGGCCAUGGCAGAUACCAGCACUUUGCUGUUGGAGGUCGAGAUCGCAUUGCCCAGCUUCUUUCCACCUGGCCCACCAAUGUGGAUAACACAGAGCGAUGCCGACGUUUGAUCGACCUUUUCCUAGUCAGCGUUCUUCUAGAUGCGGGCGCUGGCACUUCCUGGCAAUACAAGAGUAAUGAGAAUGGUCGCGUGUACAGAAGAUCAGAGGGUAUUGCAGUUGCCAGCUUGGAGAUGUUCAAGAGUGGAUUGUUUUCUGGAAACCCCAACAACAAAUUCCAGGUCGACAAGGAUGGUCUCAAGAAUCUCACUGUCGAGAAGCUCGCUGCUGGUCUUCAAUCAAAACCUGGCAAUGAAAUGGCUGGUAUUCAGGGUCGCACCGAUCUUCUGGUCCGCCUUGGAGAAGCUUUAGCCGCUAAGGACGAUUUCUGGGGCUUUGAGGGUCGCCCUGGAUGCUUAAUCGACCAUCUCCUCGGCCACCCCUCAACACAAGCUUCGUCCAUGCUUAUCGUUCCCCUGCCCGUCCUGUGGAACGUCCUAAUGACCGGUCUCGCUCCCAUCUGGCCCGCAAACCGAACCGCGAUCAACGGUGUCUCUCUCGGCGACGCUUGGCCCUGCCAGGCUAUGCCUCAACCUGGCGCAUCUCCCAAGGUUUCCGCUUUCCCCAACAGCUCAAACGCCGCUGCUUGGGAGUCUAUUCUUCCUUUCCACAAGCUCACCCAAUGGCUCACCUACUCGCUCAUGCAACCGAUGCAACAACUCCUCAAGAUGCACUUUGCCGGAACAGAAUUGCUCACUGGUCUGCCCGAGUACCGAAAUGGUGGUCUCUUCGUCGAUAUGGGUGUCUUGAACUUGAGGAAGGAUGAUGCGGAGAGGGGUCUUCAGAACUACAACGAGUGGGUGCAACGGACAGGCGCCAAGGGUGUCGAGGUGGCACCCAUGUUUGAGCCCAGCGACGAUGUCAUCGUUGAGUGGAGAGGUGUCACAGUCGGGUUCCUCGAUAUGCUGUGUGUCGAGGUUAACAAGGCACUGAAGCCAGAGCUGGGUGGAAAUGAAUUGACUUUGGCACAGUUGCUAGAGGCUGGUAGCUGGAGGGGCGGCCGUGAGAUUGCCGAGAUCAACAGACCUAAUACCAAAGAGCCCCCGAUCCUUAUCGAGAGCGACGGCACCGUAUUCUAA